Odobenus rosmarus divergens (Pacific walrus) is the source of this 1874-nucleotide messenger RNA. RefSeq names its product zinc finger, DHHC-type containing 3 (gene ZDHHC3). The coding region runs from base 272 to 1171 and encodes 299 amino acids. Gene Ontology annotation, biological process: protein targeting to membrane; peptidyl-L-cysteine S-palmitoylation. The record is from RefSeq and is a predicted model, not a curated record. Gene Ontology annotation, molecular function: protein-cysteine S-palmitoyltransferase activity. Gene Ontology annotation, cellular component: Golgi apparatus; endoplasmic reticulum. The transcript has 7 exons. Lineage: Eukaryota; Metazoa; Chordata; Mammalia; Carnivora; Odobenidae.
AUCAGCCUGCGCGGCGGCCGCUCCUGCAGCCACCGCUGCUGCCGCCACCGCCGGCAGCUCGAUGGGCUUCUCCUGCGCGCCGCCCGGUGUCUGGACGAGUCCGGGAAGCCGCGGCGCCUCGUGCCGGGGAGCCAUCGCUGCAGCCCGAGGUCCGGUCCCGGGUCGGGGGCUGCAGGGGGAGGCGACGGCGGCGGCGAAGGGAGCCCCACCGGGGGCCUGGCACUGGGGAACUGCCUCCGGCUUCACGAUGCCAGUAUGGACAGAAUAGCUUAUGAUGCUUAUCCCCACCCACCGCUUCCGAGACAUUGAGCGGAAGCCAGAAUACCUCCAGCCAGAGAAGUGUGUCCCACCUCCCCACCACGGUCCUGUGGGAACCAUGUGGUUUAUCCGCGACGGCUGUGGCAUUGCCUGUGCCAUUGUCACCUGGCUCCUGGUCCUCUAUGCGGAAUUCGUGGUCCUCUUGGUCAUGCUCAUUCCAUCCCGAGACUACGUGUACAGCGUCAUCAACGGAAUCGUGUUCAACCUGCUCGCCUUCUUGGCCCUGGCGUCCCAUUGCCGGGCCAUGCUGACGGACCCCGGGGCGGUGCCCAAAGGAAAUGCCACUAAAGAAUUCAUCGAGAGUUUACAGCUGAAGCCCGGACAGGUGGUAUACAAGUGUCCCAAAUGCUGCAGCAUCAAGCCCGACCGAGCCCACCACUGCAGCGUUUGUAAGCGGUGUAUUCGGAAGAUGGACCACCACUGUCCCUGGGUCAAUAACUGUGUCGGCGAGAACAACCAGAAGUACUUCGUCCUGUUUACAAUGUACAUAGCUCUCAUUUCCUUGCACGCCCUCAUCAUGGUGGGAUUCCACUUUCUGCACUGCUUUGAAGAAGACUGGACAAAGUGCAGUUCCUUCUCACCACCUACCACAGUGAUCCUUCUCAUCCUGCUGUGCUUUGAGGGGCUGCUCUUUCUCAUUUUCACAUCUGUGAUGUUUGGGACCCAGGUGCACUCCAUCUGCACAGAUGAAACGGGAAUAGAACAAUUGAAAAAGGAAGAGAGAAGAUGGGCUAAAAAAACAAAAUGGAUGAACAUGAAAGCCGUUUUUGGCCACCCCUUCUCUCUAGGCUGGGCCAGCCCCUUUGCCACGCCAGACCAAGGGAAGGCAGACCCGUACCAGUAUGUGGUCUGAAGGACCCUGACCAGCAUUGCCGCCCAGACACACACAGCACAGCACUACCGUCCCAUCCGUUCUCAUGAAUGUUUAAACCGAAAAAAAAAAGCAAACCAACUACUCUAAAACUUUUUUUUUUUAUGUCUCGAGUAAAAUGGCUGAGCAUUGCAGAGAAAAAAAAAAAAGUCCCCAUGUUUUUAUUUUUAAGAGAUCAUCCUUUCUAUUUUUUGGUGACCGAAGCUGCUCUUCUUUUUUUCCUUUUUUUAAAAUCACUUCUCUGGCCUCUGGUUUCCUCUCUGCUGUCUGUCUGGCCUGACUAAUGUGGAGGGUGCUGUCUCCGGGCCAUGCCCGCCUCUACUAACCGAGGGAGCGGCUGGCUGGUGCGUGGACGGACUGGCCUGGAUGCCUGGUGGGGGAUACGUAGGAGAGGCAGGGGGCCGUGACCUCCCGCUGCCCAGGAGGCCGUGGCAGGCGCCCCCGUGGGACUUAAAACGUCACCGAAGAUGGAUGCUUACCUCGUGUGGCCGCGAGGGGCAGGAUCAGGGCCGGAGCCCUAAGAAGGGCCCUUGGCUCCGCGGCCUCAUCCCCCAGUGUGGACACGGUUUGCCUCCUUGUACUCAAUGGGCUUGGGUGUGUUGAGUGACUUUGGGGGAGGUGGGAUCAAAGGGGUCUUACUUGUAUUCCGAAUCACCAGUUAUAUUCCUGCUGAUUAUUUGGAAGA